Molecule: messenger RNA, 1332 nt
Organism: Penicillium robsamsonii
Lineage: Eukaryota; Fungi; Ascomycota; Eurotiomycetes; Eurotiales; Aspergillaceae
Gene: gel6
Product: putative 1,3-beta-glucanosyltransferase
Exons: 4
Coding region: 1-1332 (443 amino acids)
Biological process (GO): fungal-type cell wall (1->3)-beta-D-glucan biosynthetic process
Cellular component (GO): cytoplasm; fungal-type cell wall
Molecular function (GO): 1,3-beta-glucanosyltransferase activity
Source: RefSeq, a predicted model, not a curated record
AUGUUUUCAUCCCUGGCAUUGGUGCUGCUACUCGGCCUACAGGCCACAGUGGGCGCGAUCUCGCCCAUUUCGGCUGUCGGCAACAAAUUCUUCUACGAGAAUGGAACUCAGUUCUACAUCAAAGGCAUUGCUUAUCAGCUUACCCCAAGUGACCCGCUUAUCGACACUGCCCAAUGCAAGCGGGAUAUCGCCCGGAUGUCCGAGCUGGGCACCAAUGCGAUCCGUGUGUACCACGUGGAUCCCCAUGGUGAUCACAAGGGCUGUAUGUCGGCACUGGCGGAUGCUGGAAUCCACCUCUUCGUCGAUUUGGACACUUUUAAUACCCAGAUCGAACAGACCAAGCCUCACUGGAAUCAGACCCAAUUUGAUGCCUUCAAGGCGGUGCUCGACGAAUUCCAAAAGUUCGAAAACACUGCCGGUGUCUUGGUCGGAAAUGAGGUACUCACCACGGCCGAUGGCUCGGCGGCUGCUCCCUACGUCUUGGCGGCUGCUCGUGACAUCAAGGCCUACCGUGAUAAGAAGGGCUAUCGCGACAUUCCCGUUGGUUACUCUGCGGCCGAUAUUGCCGAGCUGAGACCUAUGCUCCAGAACUACAUGGCCUGUGACAAGGAUGCAGCCAAUCGCUUGGACUUUUACUCGCUGAACGCCUACGAGUGGUGCGGUUCGUCCAGCUAUGAAAAGUCUGGAUACAAUAUCCUGCAGAAGAAUGCCACUGAUUACCCCAUCCCUAUCUUCUUCUCCGAGACCGGCUGUAACACCCCCUCACCUCGCACCUUUGAGGACCAGGCUGCCAUCUUUGGUGAGCACAUGUCUGAUACUUGGUCUGGAUCCAUUAUCUACGAGUGGAUCGAGGAGACCAACGACUAUGGAUUGAUCAGCUAUGGUCCUUCGGUCGACGCUGCGACUGCGACUGCGAGCUCCAUCGAGGACGGCUUCACCCGCAAGGGCACCCCGACGCCUGUGUCACCUGAUUUCAACAACCUCAAGUCUCAGUGGGCUACUCUGAACCCGACCGGUGUUGCUCUUUCUGCCUACCGGAAGAGCGCGUCCAGCCUCACCGGCAUUGAGUGCCCUGCCUCGACCUCUGGUGGAUGGGCAAUCGACCCAAGCUCGCCGCUACCUACCUUAGGUCAGACCUAUACCAAGGGAUCUCAUUCCACCACGACCGGUAAGGACAUCAAUAAGGUCCAGGCAACCGGAUCCCCCUCUGAAUCGGCAACAAAGGAAGGCGCUGCUCACGCUGUGACUGUCGGCUCGCCAGCUACCGAGCGCCUGCUCGCUGGAUCCUUGGUACUGUCUGGCUUGUUGGGUGUUGUUGCCCUUUGGCUUUGA